This is a messenger RNA of Rubroshorea leprosula, 493 nucleotides long. The record is from the annotation of a GenBank genome assembly. Lineage: Eukaryota; Viridiplantae; Streptophyta; Magnoliopsida; Malvales; Dipterocarpaceae.
GGGCUGAGCGAUGACGCAUCUGGUCAGGAUGGCUGACGGUCCUUUGCGCUCUGGACGCCCACUCUCUUGACAUCGCCAACUAAAAUCUUUUUCUCGUCCUUGGGUGGUCUGAUCUGGAUGAACGCAAGUUGAAGAUCCAACCCAACCUGUCGUCUAGUUGCUGGAUUUUGACGAGAUUAGGGUAGCGGCUGUCGGCACAUAUUCUUUGGCUGGUGAUCUGAUUCAUAGACAGCUUAUUAAUCCUGAUGUGGAGAUAAGGAUGGUGGAGAACACUCCUGAUGAUCCACGACAGAGGAAGCCUGACGUCACAAAGGCAAAAGAAUUGCUAGGUUGGGAGCCAAAAGUCAAGUUGCGGGAUGGUCUUCCCCUUAUGGAGGAGGACUUCCGAUUAAGGCUUGGAGUCUCCAAAAAAGCGUGAACUGAAACUUACAUUAGUUCUGGGGUGAUAUAGAGUGGUCAUGGUGGGGAGGUGUCAUAAAAGACAACAACCAUC